AUGGCCAUCAUGAGGCUUGUUUUUGAGUCUAUACCUCCCCCCCUCUCCCACCAUAAAACGGCUACUAAGGCAAUCCCUCUAUGCCGGAGGUACCAGACGUCGGCAACAAUACGCGCUGACGCCUGCGACAAUCGUCUUACUUUCAUCGCUUCAAUUGCAUUCGUCCUGAAAACUGGUCCCAGAAGCGGAGGCACGACAAAAAGCCAUUCUCCUCUACUCACUCGAAAAAAGAUAAUUGUUUACAGCCUCCGGCGAAACUGGCUGCUUCUGUGGAUGUCUGUUGGUGGCUUGGCGGCCAAU
Protopolystoma xenopodis is the source of this 300-nucleotide messenger RNA. The record is from the annotation of a GenBank genome assembly. NCBI's taxonomy places the organism in Eukaryota, Metazoa, Platyhelminthes, Monogenea, Polystomatidea, Polystomatidae.